Helianthus annuus (common sunflower) is the source of this 1542-nucleotide messenger RNA. RefSeq names its product PKS-NRPS hybrid synthetase CHGG_01239. The record is from RefSeq and is a predicted model, not a curated record. The coding region runs from base 1 to 1542 and encodes 513 amino acids. NCBI's taxonomy places the organism in Eukaryota, Viridiplantae, Streptophyta, Magnoliopsida, Asterales, Asteraceae. The transcript is spliced from 4 exons.
AUGGUAUGGCUUGUGUGCGACCGUAGUGGUGAGCACCGUAGUAAAGCAAUAGUUAGGAAAGCUGGUAGCAAAACAAUCGGUUGCCCAUUUUCAUUUCUCGCCAUCCGGGACGUGACGAAUGACACGUGGGAGUUAAAAGUGGACAACGCGAACCAUAACCACGAACCUACGAUGAGUCUAUUGGGCCACGCUUUUGUACGAAGAUUUACUGAAGCCGAAUACAAGCUAGUGGAGCAGCUAACUGCUCUAAACAUGGAGCCACGUAUCAUAUUUCAAACCCUAAGAAAGCAGUUCCCCGACAGCCUGCAUGUUCAGAAAGACGUGCAAAAUGCGGUACAAAAAAUUAGAGCGACACUAAGGGACGGAAAGACUCCUAUGCAGGCACUGGAAAGCCUGCUACAUGACCACCGAUUCAUUUACGACACCCGACAGGAACCCAAAACAGAUGUCGUAACAGAGAUUUUCUUUCUUCAUCCUUAUUCAAUCACUAUGUGGCGUGCAUUCCCGCACGUGAUGUUGAUCGACGCGACCUACAAAACAAACCUCUACAACAUGCCAUUUGUCCAGGUUGUGGGUGUGACGUCGACUGGGAAGUCUUUUUGUAUCGCACGUGCCGUUAUUUGUAAAGAACGAAGGGGUAACUACGUGUGGGUGCUUGAGCGGAUCAAGUCAAUCUUGCAUGAAUGUAUGAUGCCGCGUGUGAUAGUCACGGAUAGGGAGCUUGCCCUAAUUAACGCGUGUUCUAAAGUAUUCCCGAACGCAACCAGGCUUCUAUGCACCUUUCACAUCGAACAAAAUAUAGUUAGACAUUGCAAGAAAGGGUUCGAUAAAGAAGAUUGGGGGAAAUUUAUGACGUACUGGCGGAGAGUGUGCGAAUCUACUUCAGAGCCCAUGUACAAGUACAACUUGGAGAAAAUGUAUAACCGACUCGUGGUUGCCAACCGAGAAAGUGUCUAUGAUUACGUCUACGAAAACUGGCUCAAAGACUAUAAAGAAAUGUUCGUUUAUGCGUGGACCGAUAAGUGUCGCAACUUUGGUCAGCGCACCACCAACAGAGUUGAGAGCCAUUUCACCGAGAGCAUCGAAAAAACGAUCAACCACCACAGACACCCGCUGUUGGACAACCUACGUGGAAAGGUUUCCCAUGAAGCACUUGAUUUGCUGGCAAAAGAGCUAAUGAGGAAGCUGGAGGUGUUGGGGAAACUUAACGCAUCAUGUGGUUGCCAUAUGUGGCUUAGCUGUGGAUUACCGUGUGCUUGUAGGCUGGACAACUACAAACGUACAAGGCGUAUGAUACAACUCGAUGACAUAGAUGUAUUCUGGCAUAAGCUUGACUUGCUCCCGUGUAAACUGGUAGACGAGGAAGUCGAUAUUGUAGCAGAGCUCAAUAAUGUGCGGCAACAUUUAGAGGCGCAGUCCCCCGUUCAGCAAAAGAGUAUGCUUUCAAAGAUAAAAGCGGUCUUCACCCCGAAAUCGUCAACCAAGAAACCACCGAUCGUCCAGCAAAAUACUCGCGGUCGGCCUACAUCAAAGAAAGUAUAA